AUUUUGCGUGUUAAUAACACAUCGGUUUACGGUUAUUUACAUUUUUUGUAACAAAAAUUAAUGAUUAUUAACAAAAAUAAAUCAAGUGUUACUUUAACUAAAAGUGCUUUUUUUACCAAAAAUUAUCAACAUUAAACGAGUCUACAUAAACAAAUUAAUUAUGUGUGAAAAUAUAGUUUAAAAAGAAGUAUUGAAAAGAGAUCGAGUAUUUCGCAAACAAGAAAGAGCGGCUGCACGAAGACACAAAGAAGAGCAACUGCAAAAGGAACAAAAAGACGAAGACAAGUUACGCAAAAAAGACGAAGUGAAAUUGAAACAUUUUUAAAACGUUCGUUAAAAUACAAGAAUUCGUUAUUAAUGUCUGGCGGUAACUAAAGAAAGAAUCAAAAUGAAUCGUUUGAGACCGCAAAAAUUUAAGCUGAAUAUCAGCGCCGAGGAGGAACCCGGCCAUAAUAACAACAAUAACAACAGUAUUAUGAAUAAUAGUUUGUUGAACAAAAUCAGCAAACGUUAUUCCACACUCAGCAAUAAAAUUACCAGACGCAGUCAGGCGGGUCGAGCCAGAUCACCACAGAAAAUUAUAUCAGGCAGUUAUGAUAUGACGGGUGUCUUGUCGGAGGAUCAUCGUUUGGAAAUUGGGGCUCCUGUUCUGAUCUCCUCUACCACAUUGGAUGCAGAACGAUUUGAUGUGAGUGAGGAGAGGCUAAAGAUGAUUGGUGGUGGUGUAGCGGCUUUACGUUCAGUGCCUGUCAUACUUAAUGACUCCCAGCAACAAGUACACUCGUCUUCGGGCAGUGAAAAUGAGGUAUUUGUUGAUGCUUUGAGUACAACACCCAUGAUGCUGGCUGGAGAUCAGGUGGAUAAUGAUAAAUUUGAGCUGGCCUACGCAACACCGCAAAAGCUUAAUACACCUGAAAAGGAAGGCGAUGAGCCUGCUGAUAAUGUUGAAUUGGUCUACGAAACCCCACAAAAAUUUACCACACCUCAAAAAGAAGAGAAAGAAUCUUCCCCGGAUUCUGAGAAAUCUCAAGAUAGUGAAUUGACUCCGAUCAAUCAAAUGUCUAAUUAUUAUGAGUCAACCAAAAAUGCCAGACCCACUUCUAUACUGUCUCAGAAAAAUCACUCACAAUCGGCCCACAACUUACACAAAUCCGAACUGAAGGUAUAUUUACAAAAGGCUCCUUCCAUGGAUCUAAAUGGAGAGCAUCAAUUAACAGCGGUGGAAAUAGAAGAUCUAGAUGAAAGUUUGCCCAAGUUACCAGAGUUAUAUGGAGCCAGUAAAUGUAGUUUGGCUGCUACCGACAAUGAUGAUGAUGAUGACGACGAUGAUUGUGAGGCAGACAAGGAAAACAGCUCACCCUCCAUGAUUGCCUCGGUACAGAGUAAAAGUGAACCCAAUACCCCGCUUUAUCCAGAGAAAAAUCGUAAUAGUUUUUUGUCUCAACAAAAAGUCUUUCAAAGUGCAGAGAAUUUGACUCAGAGAAGGGCCAAGAGAAGAAGUGUUAUGUUUAGCAGUACCACUUCCAUGAAUCGUCGAGAUUCCUGCAGCAAUAUGUCUGGUACUAUGGGCUCCAAAACGAGUGUCAUGAGUCAAAUAUCCAAUUUUGAUGAUUACGAUUUGAAGUCGGUCAGCUGUCAAAGUCUCAAUCCUCAAACCCUGUUUGUAUCGAUUGAUGAACUCAAUGAAAUCACCCGCCAAAUAAAUGAAUCCGAAGAAUUCAAUCAGGAUAUAGAUUUGGAGUAUUGCAAUCAUCGAGAUCAAUUGAAACCCAGCGAGAGGCGCAUAACUUUGUUGAAAAACAAAAAUGCCCGCAUUAUAAAUUUCAAUCACAAUAAGGAGAAAAUCAAGAAAUCCUGGUCGGGUGUCAAACACUGGAUUGGCGAAGAGGGUUUGAAAAUCAAAGAUGUGGUUCAAAGGCAGCCUAUAAUGCAGAAAAUGGGUACUUCAAAGUUAAAUCUGAGUAAUGCAGAGUGUAGAAAUUCUUCCUCACUAAAUGGCAGCAUGCUUUUGAAACAGUCCAUGAGCAGCAGGGCAGCUUCACACGAUAAAAGUUUAGAUGAAUCUGGUAGGGAUUCCAAAAUGAAUUCUUCAUCUAAUCUAUACGAAGGUCAAGGACCCAGAAGUCCUGUACCUAAUUUAAAUACAACCUCUAGUUGUGACAAUGUUGCCGAUGACAGCAAUGAAUUGAAUGAUUCGUUUGAAGGUGGCGAGGGUGAAUCACCUUCAGCCAAGAAAGCUAGACAAGAGGGCCAAAAUGGCUUCGAAGAAUUGCGCCGUUAUAUUAAACAGGGUGGAGAUUUUGGCAAGGAACUUAUUAUCAUUUUACAAGAAAGAAUCGAUUCUGAACUUAUGUAUUCAAAAUCGUUAUCAAAAAUGGCCAAUAAAUUAAAUAAAGCUUGUCGGGAAUUACCCGGCACUAUUGCGGAAGCCUGGCGUGGUGUGGCCACUGAAAUGGAAACUCGUAGUGAUAUUCAUCGUCAACUCUCGGCCUCUUUAGCAGAGGAGAUUGUUAAGCCCUUAAAAACCAUUGUAGAGGGUCACCAUAAAACCCGCAAAUCGGUCGAGAGCAAUGUGGACAAAGCCUCACGUGUCUUGGCCGAAUGGCGUGCCAGUGAAGCCAAAGCCAAAAAGUCUUCUCAUGCUGCCGCCCGAGAAAACGAAAAGCUACAGGAUGCCAUGUUGGAUGUAAGAAUACAAAAAUCUCCUUCAAUUGCAUUGUUGCAUCAAAGUUCCAAUAAACAAGCUGCCGAAAAAGAACUCAAGUCUGCCGAAAAAGAUUGUGCAAAACUGGAUAAUAAACGUAAAAAAGCCGAAGAAACUGUUAAGAGAGCAGAUGUGGAAUACUACACUCUUUGUGUGAGGGCCGAAAGAGCCCGCGUCGAUUGGGAAAUGUCCGUGUUGAGAGGCUCUUCCAUUUUACAGAAUGUCGAAAAUCAACGUCUUAUUAAUAUGAAAAACUUUGUCUCGAACUAUUCACGUCUCACGGCCAACAUGAAUCCCAUCCUGGAGAGUUUGGUGCAGCGUCUACAGCCCCAGGUGGACAAUUGUAAUGUGGUUAAGGACAUGCAAAUUGUUAAGAACAUACGACGUAAUGCCGAAGGUCCCAGCGAACAAUUGCUACCAGAUUUCUAUUGUGAACACACGACAUUGGCCAUGAAUCGGGAGCGACGUAAGCAUGCUUUGGUCAAAUUGUUGCAGCUGGUUAAAACGGAUUUGGAGAGAGAACGACGUUCACGCAAUGGCUUAAAGAAUCUCUCGCAAUCGUUGAAUAGUCAGGAGCAUCAGAAUAUUACCGACAAAUUGUAUCAUAUACGUUCAAUGCUUACUUAUUUGGAGGGAGCACGUUUUAAACUUCAUUCGGCUUUAUUGGAAUUGGAUCAUAAGCCAAGAUCUUCUCAUCCCUUGGCACAGCAUAUACAGAUUACUCGUGAUCGUACCGGACUACAACAGAGCAUACUCAAAGUACCCUUGUGGCUAAAGAACAACGAUAAAAUGAACUCUUCCAAUAGCGGUGAUGACAGCCACGAAUACGAUACAAUAUCACAGGCAAACACCACAACAUCCACAUCGAAUAUCAGUUGCUUGGACAGCAGCAGCACAGUCACCAAUGGCGCAGGUGAAGCCUUCAUAAAAACGUUCAGUCGCAGCAAAAGCAACAUAGAGACUUUCUCAAGCAAAACUCAAAUCUGUGUUAAUGAGGGCAAAGAAAAGACAAAGACCCUCAAUGCUGACACUAAUCUAUACGAUGACAAUUGCAGUGACCGGGGUCAGGCGGAUGGUGGUUCAAAUCAACAAGAUUCCGAUUUUGAUGAGUUUAGUUCACAAGAGGACGAUGAUGAACAGGGGCCAUUGAAUCCAGGGCGUAAGGAACACAAGCAUAGCAUAGAGAAAGCUUUGGUGAAUGGCACAAAUCAUUUGUAUCAAAAUUCUGCUGAACUGCAGCAAGAACAGCUUAAUAAUGCAAUAAGUAGUAAUGAGGCCUCAAAUGGAACAACCGCUGCUGCGACAGUGGUGGUCUUAGGUAGAUGUAAGGCUUUAUAUAACUAUACACCAAAAUUAUACGAUGAACUUGAAUUAAAUCCUGGCGAUAUUAUUGAAGUUCAUGCCAAACAGGAUGAUGGUUGGUGGCUGGGGGCUUUAAAGAAUCAAGUGGGCAUAUUUCCGGCCACCUAUGUGGAGGAAAUAGCCUGAGAGAAAACCGAUAAACGAAAAACAUAUAAAAUGGUUUACAAUUUUGAUUUAGGGAUUUGAAAAGGUAACAUUUAUUAUUGGAAAUCUUAAAGAUUUAGUGCAACAUUAACAACUGCCAAUUAAAGAAAUGAAUCCCUUAAUAGGUGUAAGCACUUCGAAGACUUGCGCUCCAGAGAUGAGUCUAAGGUUUUAAGUUAAAAUUUACCUACCUACUUGCUAGAAUUUUAAAAUGCAUUUCAAAAACUCUUAAUUAGCAAGUAAAAAUGAUUAUAUUUAACUUUAAAACCUAAGAAAAAUAUUAAUGAACAAAUUUAGUUUUAAUAUAACGAAUCUAAUUCGCCUAAAAAUCCAAAUCCUAAGCUAGUUUUUCAUAAGCCCCGCCUCCACAACACCUCCAACUCCAAAAA
Molecule: messenger RNA, 4599 nt
Organism: Calliphora vicina (urban bluebottle blowfly)
Lineage: Eukaryota; Metazoa; Arthropoda; Insecta; Diptera; Calliphoridae
Gene: Nost
Product: Nostrin
Exons: 7
Coding region: 389-4192 (1267 amino acids)
Cellular component (GO): cytoplasm; plasma membrane
Molecular function (GO): protein binding
Source: RefSeq, a predicted model, not a curated record